This is a messenger RNA of Patiria miniata (bat star), 4466 nucleotides long. RefSeq lists its product as uncharacterized. Bases 303 to 2165 code for a protein of 620 amino acids. The transcript has 2 exons. Lineage: Eukaryota; Metazoa; Echinodermata; Asteroidea; Valvatida; Asterinidae. The record is from RefSeq and is a predicted model, not a curated record.
AAUGGUCGGGAAAGCACCUUCUGUCGCACGAAACAUUAAUUGGAAAAUAAUAUUUAUCAGACUACGGUGAAGGCAAUUACUGUUGAAAACUACAGUUGAAAACUACAGUUGUGAAAUAGAAGUCGUACUGUGAGCCGAAGAUGCACGGAGUGUCGGAAAUGAGUUGCUCUUCCAUGAGGUAUUACGUUGGUGUUGACCAGUGUUUAUUAGGCGAUUCGCGAGAUGAUGCUUGCCUGAAAGGUCGCUGUAAAUACGGCUUAAUGACGGCCAGAGCGAGCCGCAGUCGUGAUUGAAGACCAGCGAUGGAUAGGCCUACCAGCCAGGAGGAUCAGCUGUCUGGCCCGGUAGCAGAUGUCGAAGGUCAAACGGAGGUGCCUAGUUCUCCUCACGGCUCUGCCAUCAGCCAGCAGUCCUCCACAUCUCACAGCAGCGCACACUCGAGCCACUCUUCACCCACAUCAAGGCUCCGCCAGAAGCAACUAGCCUGCCGGAAGUAUUGCAGCACCGUCCUAGCCUGUCUCGCAGUUGGGGUUAUGAUCACCCUGGGCAGCGUAGCAAUGACAGUCUGUGGAUAUUUCGCCAUGAACAUUGCCAGCCAGACAGUGCAGUCAGGGAACAAGACCGCGGUGGUGCUAGACGAGCAGCUCCACGAGAACCUGUACAAGUUCCGGACUUUCGGGCCGGUCAUGAUCGGCUUCGGCAGCUUCCUCAUCAUGUGCGCAUGCGUGUUGCUAUGCGAGGAGAAAGACAAAAAACACAAAUCUCGCACCCACGCGGGCGAGAAUCUGCUGAGCGAGCACGAGCGAAUCAUGCAAGAGGCAAGAGAACGAUUCUACAACGAGAACCGAAAUGUGUUAUUGGUUGAGUCUAACACGGUGGACUACCGGAACCCUAAAGCCUCGUCCAAUGAGUGCACCUCAUGCUUAGAGUCUGAAAAUGUCAGAAACAGCGCCAUAACGCAAGUCAAACCCUUGGCCUCGUCUGCUGCAGAAAGUGACGGAGCAAGUGGUGUUUCCGGCUCGCCUGUUGUACUUGUUCAUGGACCAACCAUCAUAGAACCAGCGCAGUGUGCUGUUAGCGAUGAACACCAACAGACUAACGAAAACGGAAUGAGUGAUAUUCAUUCAAAAUCAAACCACAACAGUCCAGACCACAAAAGUAGCAGUCCGUCUCGUAACUCCAAGAAACACAACGCCGUCAGACCUUCCAGCAUUGAGGAUGCGAAGAGCGAGCUGGCCUUCCCGAUUAGCCCGGUUCUACCCAAAAUUGAUUCUCCGCGAGGCAGCAAUGGGAUAUCACGUGCAGGGGGAGCCAUUCCGAAAUCGAUUCUCGUGCAGCCGCUCAAACUCUCGCCUAUUCGGAGUGUGAAUGGACCCAUCAGGGUCCGGCUGGAUGACUCGCCGACAGAACUGUCUCCCUUCGCGCCGUCGAAUGCGUCCAAAUCUGCUGAGUGCAUACCCCAGCCUCGUAGUCCGGGCUCAACAUCGGGACGGGUGAAGCGGGGCAAAAAGAAGAAGUCAGCAGGCAGCUUGCAGGCUAGCUUGGGCCAGUGCCGCUGCUUAUCAGACCCGUCCAUGUCCACACCACGAUCUCAGGACAGACAGCUAGACUCCUGCUGCUGCCUGCAGCCGGACUGCUGCUGGGGCAGCAACUGUCAACUGGAUAAAUCAGUAUCGACGAAUGCUAAAAACACGGACGAUCCUUUAGCGGGUUUAGUAGCGACUGGUGGCAAGUCCAAUAUUCCAUUGCUGCAGCCUUUGAAUUCAGACUGUGUGCCGAUACAAAGCAUUGAGUUAAAACCAAAGAGUAUAGGGGAACUUGUCGCAGCUGAUCGGGAAAAAUCUACUAAUAAACACAAAGACACCUGUUUGGAUACACAUUACAAAAAUCCACAUGGUGUAAACCAGAUAACAAAUAGUGACAAAGAUACAUUGAGGGACGCUACCCCACCCAAGGGAGCUGCAUCUCCAGCUCGGCAGGUAGAUAGUGACAAGGAGCGUUCAGCUCUGGGUGGGGAAAAGGUGACCACAGACGAGACAAAUGCAGAGGCACUGGCCAUAAAGGACAGAAACUCCAACAUCAAAGUGUCUUCCAAACGGCAGGAUGCACCGGGAAAGGGCGCCCCCAAUAGUGGGCAGGCAAAAGGUGGUGUUAUUGUUAAGUAAAAUAGCUAAUCCCAAAAUGGCGCCGACGGGAUCCGCUACGUUGUCCUACGUACCACGGCGAACUUGCAUUCCCGUAAGUAGGCCUAUCCCUAUCAAUUUACUUAUUCACGUCACUUCAUUACAAAGGUGUUUCAACACGGCUAAAUAAUCCUUCUUUCUCUGUUCCGAUUAAGUACCCAAUUGACAGGCCUAAUUCCCAACUUUAAGUAAUAACUCACCCAAACCAAGUGUGGUACUAGAACAUCAUUGUCCAUCUCCCCAGCUGAAUAUUUUUGCUAGCACAGUCUAAGCCCAGUAAUAGUAUUGGCUCGUAAGCUGUGUUCCAAUGAUCACUUUGUGUGCUUAGAUAAUAUCUGCGCUUACCAUGCCAGUUCCCAUUGUGUUGGCCCAGGUGCAGGGCUCAUGGUAUAGACAUACAUUAUGGCUUUCAGGCAUCACGCGAGUGCAUCAUCUAGGGGCAAGUUCAAUCAAGGACCAUACCAUAGUUCGACUAACUCUGGUGGAACGCACGCUAGUCGACGACGGUUGGACUAGUCUAGUCGACUAUUCAGGACCAGCCUAUACAACGUAUAGCUGCUUCCUUAUAGCAAUUUUCAUAGCAAAGUGCAGAGGGGACCAACAUCAACAAAAAUGGCGGGAAAACAAACUGUGAGUGCUAAAUUUCAUUUUCAUUACAUAGUUUUUCCAUGUUAGCUUACGAUUCUGUCACUUUGUCACCACUGUAUAAUAAUAAUGGCGAUAAUGUAGGUGUCCUUAACUACGCAAUCACCAUUAUAUGUGUAUAGGUAAACAGAAACAUCAGUGUUGAAAAAUUUUGCGACCGCCAUUUUCUUACGGUUGUUGACACGACAAUAGCACGGCUAUAGAGUCGUUCGCAAUUCAACUUCAGUGCGCAUGCGCAAGUUACGUCACGAACCAACCUGUAGUUAACCACUGGUCCUUGAUCGAACUUGCUCCAGGAUUUACGUUGUGUCAGUUACCUCACCAGAGACCAACAUGGUCAAUUAUUGAUCUUAUUGACAAUAUGGCGGUUAUACUGUAUGUGGCUUUUGAACUUGAACUUGGCAAUUGGAACUAGGAACUAGGUUUGUAAUAUGACUGUAAUGAGAUUCAUAAUUAAAACAAAAUACAUUUAAAUUUUUUUGCAGAUCUCUACGACGCCGCCUAUAGUGACCUCGAUUGUUUGAUAAAAUGUUUGGUAAAAUGUCAUUAUUUCACACACAUUUUUUUUUACACCAUUCGUUAAAGCACGAAUUAUAGCUAUCGAGGUUUUGCAGACCUUAUUACGUGAACGGUGAUAGAUCCGCCUUUUUGGGCGUCUGGCGCGUCUCUUGAUUGAUUGAUCGUACAGUGCAUGUGCACUGCAUUGUGAUUAAUUGCAUGGAUCAUCUCUGGAUGGACUUUUCUCCAAAAAGUAAUUGGUUAACCCAAACAAAUUGAACAGAAAAUGAAAGAUGAUGAAAUAAGCUUUGAUUUGAUGUGUCUCUCAAACACCUUGGAGAAUUGUGAGUAUUUUUCCUUAAUUUCGGAAGUGGGCGUAGCCGAUUCAUCAUUGGGGUCUAUGGCAGUUUAUUUUACUAGUCUGCAACCGUAGACGUUUAAUAUGGCGCUCGUGGCCCCGACCACAGACCUGUGACGUCACCUAAUAUUUCUCAAUUGAAAGUCCAAGUUUGAUUGGCUUCACAGUGCCUGUACAUCGUUUCUACCCCAGAGAUGAUCCCGAACUAAAAAAAAUAAGCCCUCAAGAGAAAAACAUGUUGAAGAACUCAAUAAAACUAUGCAAUAAUGUUCAAGGUUGGAUCGGGUGGGUUAACACCGAAGUAUCUGCCAUUAAGGCUCUUCGGUUCUGUGCGUUUAAGAACCAUUCACACCAGAAUCGAAAUUAUACGGUUAACUCUUGGCAGAGUUUACCUGAAAACAAGUCCGUGUAUCAUGCAGGCAUUGAUGCUUUGAACACGCCUGAAAAUUUAGAAACGUUUUCAAGCUGAAAGCGACGACCACCGGUUACAGGAUAAGUUUCCAGUAAACUAGAGGGUAGGAUAUUUAUACAUAUUCAUACAAAAUGGUAGUGUUCUGUUUAUCGUGGAUGAAGCUCAGCCCAAUUUCCUUUUUAUUAUGUUACCAGUACGCACAAAUUAUAUGCAACUCUUAAUCAAUGUAUAAAGAAAAGAUAUAACAGAUUUUGUUGCUUUGAAUUAUGUAAGUAAACGUGGUAUUUGUAGAGAUUUAUUUGCAUAAUUUGAAAUAAAAUAUUUUAUAGCAAGAACUAUUAAAGAAUGUUUAUGCUAGAUGGGACGCCUU